This is a messenger RNA of Passer montanus (Eurasian tree sparrow), 1074 nucleotides long. Its product is annotated as somatomedin-B and thrombospondin type-1 domain-containing protein-like. The transcript is spliced from 6 exons. NCBI's taxonomy places the organism in Eukaryota, Metazoa, Chordata, Aves, Passeriformes, Passeridae. The record is from RefSeq and is a predicted model, not a curated record. The coding region runs from base 1 to 933 and encodes 310 amino acids.
AUGCGGUGCCAGGUCUCCUCUGUGCCCAUGCCUCCAAAAUUAGAGGGGCAGCGGAGCGAGCACAGCGAGCGGCACCUCCCGCCGCCGGGACCGCGCCCCGCCCCGGGCUGCGCCGCCCGCGGGCUCUGCUGCCCCGGCCGCGACCGCGCCUGCCUGAGCUCCGGCCGGCGGCCCGACGGCUCCGCCGGGCCCUGCUACUGCGACCAGGCGUGUGCCCGCAGCCUGGACUGCUGCCACGACUACGGCCGGGCCUGCCCAGUUAUCCCCUGCGUGGUAUCUCAGUGGAGCGCCUGGAGCGGCUGUGCAGAGCCUUGCAAGACAACCUAUCGUGUCCGGACGCGGCACAUCGUCCAGGAGCCCAGCAACGGCGGGGAAGCAUGUCCUGCUCUGGAGCAGAGGGCCGGCUGCGUGGAGUACUGGACUCGGCAGGGAGCAGAGUGCCAGCAGUCCCUCAUCCCAGCAUUAAUAACUGCAGGAGGGUUUGGAAAAGCCAGGAAGAAAAGAGCUGCAGCUGACGGCAGUGAAAGGGCAGGGUACUGUGUGGAGUUCCAGCUGGUGGCCCUGGCGCCGGGCUGCGGGCACAGGCAGGCCUGGCACGGGCAGGCCUGGCACGGGCAGGCCUGGCACAGGCAGGCCUGGCACAGGCAGGCCCGGCACAGGCAGGCCUGGCACAGGCAGCCGUGGCACAGGCAGGCCUGGCACAGCCGCUGGACGCGCGAGCUCCGCGAGGGCCGCACGGUGUGCGUGGAGUGCCAGCAGCCAGCCCUGCACCCCCUGCGGCAGCACUGCCGCGGCGACGGCUCCGGCAGCCACCGGAAUCAGCUGUUGCACUGGCAGGCGGUGGGGAACCAUCGGUGCAAGGGAACCUGGAGGAGAAUUCGCCAGCUGGACACUUGUUCCUGCCCUUCUGCUCACAGCCUCCUGUUCAUCUGACCUCUCCUGGCAGUCCCAGCAAGCCCGGUGUGCGGCAGCAGCAGGAGCCCCAGCCAAGGCAAUGACUUCUCUGUGGCAGAGGCUUUGCUUUCCCUGCCUUUCCCGAGGUUGCUGGGGCACCUGGAAUCCUCUCUGUGUGUU